GGACUCUCGCGAUACUUCGUUUCAGGAAGAUGUCUGAAGGAGAGUUGGGCAGAAAGUGGGACCGCUGCCUCGCGGACUGCGCCGUGAAGCUCGGGACUGGGCUGGGGCUCGGGAUCGUGUUUUCUGUCGUGUUCUUCAAACGUCGGACGUGGCCCAUUGUCUUGGGUUCAGGGAUGGGGCUGGGGAUGGCGUACUCAAAUUGCCAGCAAGACUUCCAGGCUCCGUACCUGCUGCACGGCAAGUGUGUCAAGGAACAGUAACGGCAUUAUGUGUGUGAGACACUAGGGGGGCGAUCUCUGUUUGCUGAGGCUGACCGGAGCGUCUCUCCACCCCCCUCCCCUCCCGGGUCCAUUCUUCUCAACAACACAGAUAUCAGCUUGUGUGUCGGCGUGCUCGUUGUUGUGAUGAUGAUGAUGAUGAUGAUGAUGUUGCCGCUGUGUUCUAGUGAUCACUCUGACUCAAUAAAGGCAGUUCUGAAUUGA
Molecule: messenger RNA, 482 nt
Organism: Acipenser ruthenus (sterlet)
Lineage: Eukaryota; Metazoa; Chordata; Actinopteri; Acipenseriformes; Acipenseridae
Gene: micos10
Product: mitochondrial contact site and cristae organizing system subunit 10
Exons: 4
Coding region: 30-260 (76 amino acids)
Cellular component (GO): mitochondrial inner membrane; mitochondrion; MICOS complex
Source: RefSeq, a predicted model, not a curated record